AUUUUUUGAAAGUGGGAACGAGCUUGAAUUCCUCAAACUUCUGUUCAAUUAAUAGAUAAUAAUCUAUUCGACGCUGAUUUCGCAGGAGUCGCAGGAUGCGUUCCUUUCUUACGGCGCCUAUAUGUCCGUCUUGUCUAUUUGCCACGAGAAUUCGAGCUACGCAAAUACCAACCCGAUCAUGGACUACGCAAAGAUUAUUCUCGGGUCGAGCGAGAACGAGCCCCUCCAGGAUGGUCUUGUCCGAUCGUGUCGCCCGUCGCCCGGAACGAGAUGCGUCCGACCGUAGUGACAGGAAGCCUCGAAGAAGGUCGGAAGGACCUUUUGGUGGUAUGAAUCAGACAUCCGCCCGCAUACGUGAACCUACAUCAAGAACGGCCCCUCGACGGAGCGAAAGUAGAGAUGGCGGGGAUAGAAGGAGUGGUAAAAAGGACGACCGACGAACUAAGGCGAUGAAGAUGCAGAGCUCUUUAGCAACAAUAUCAUAUGGUCACAGGGCGCGAACGAAAGAGGGUAUAGCUGAAGUAGAGUCAUUCGACCGAUUCGACCUUUUGCCUUCAAUUAAAGAAGCCAUGUCAAAUGAUGUGCUAAAGGGUAUGGUGGACUUGAAGCCAACUCCGAUCCAACGAAUUGCGAUUCCGGCGAUAUUAGGUCAGAAUAUGGGACGGAGGGCACCUCGACCAAAAGGCAAUACAGAGAGACAAGAAUUUUUAUUGGCAGCGGAAACGGGCUCGGGAAAGACUCUAGCCUACCUGCUGCCCGUAAUUGACGCCCUCAAGAAAGCCGAAGCAGCUGACCCCGCGAUCGCUGCUUACAAAGAAUAUUUCACCCAACAAUUGGCGGCCAUGAAGGAACCUGGUUACACCGGUCCACGGGAAUUUGACCCCCAUCCGACUGCUGCGCGACCCAAAGUCGUCGUAUUAGUGCCGACAGCUGAGCUAGUCGACCAAGUAGGAAGUGUGGCUAAAGCUCUGUCACAUAUCGUUAAAUUCAAAGCCAGUCUUUUUUCCGCCAAUAUUUCCGCCAAGGUCAUCAACGCGAGCAUGUUUUCGCCCACAGGAAUUGACCUUAUUGUGGCUACACCACAUUUAUUAGCAUCAAUAGCCGACUCCGACCCAAAUAUCCUCUCAAGGGUUAGUCAUUUAGUAGUUGAUGAAGCAGAUUCCCUUUUCGACCGGAGUUUCUCGCCUGUAACUACUUCCAUUUUAGAGCGUGCUUUACCAUCCAUGAAGCAACUCAUUCUCUGCUCCGCUACUAUUCCCAAACGACUUGAUAACUAUCUAGCCACGGAGUUUCCGGAUAUGGUCCGACUUACCACACCAAAUCUCCAUGCUAUUCCACGACGUGUGCAGCUCGGUGUUAUCGACGUGUCGAAGGACCCUUACCGGAAUAACAAGGACCUGGCUUGCGCAGAUGCUAUAUGGUCCAUUGGAAAAGACGCUGCGAGGCACGAAAGUGGAGUUCCCGGAGAAAUAGAUGUCAAGCGCAUCAUGGUGUUUGUAAACGAGCGCGAAAAGACCCAGGAAGUCGCUGAGUACCUGGUAUCCAAGGGCAUUGAUGCCGUUGCGCUUCACCGAGAUACCUCAGAGCAGCGGCAAUCGGAGAUGUUGGAUUCGUUCACAACUACCGAGCCUAUGAAGACCAAGGCAGAUGAAGCCGUAGUACCAGCACCCGGAAAGGGACGAAGGAGCCUACCUAACACGAAAGUCAUCGUAGCCACAGAUCUAGCUUCGAGGGGUAUCGAUACUCUGGCGGUUCGACAUGUGAUACUGUACGAUGUACCGCAUAAUACUAUCGACUUUAUCCACCGUUUGGGUCGCGCCGGUCGUAUGGGUAGGAGAGGACGAGGAGUAGUACUGGUGGGCAGGGACGAUCGUAAGGAUAUCGUCGCCGAAGUUAGGGAGAGUAUGUUCAUGGGCCAGGCUCUCAUAUAGGCAGGACGGCUGUAUAAACGUAAGAAGUGUACAGUAUUGUAUCAAGGAACCUGUAUAUCAACUCUACGAAAUAUCAAAAAAUCUCCAAGACAAUCCCCCCG
Hypoxylon trugodes is the source of this 2032-nucleotide messenger RNA. RefSeq names its product P-loop containing nucleoside triphosphate hydrolase protein. The coding region runs from base 96 to 1931 and encodes 611 amino acids. The transcript has a single exon. The record is from RefSeq and is a predicted model, not a curated record. NCBI's taxonomy places the organism in Eukaryota, Fungi, Ascomycota, Sordariomycetes, Xylariales, Hypoxylaceae. Gene Ontology annotation, molecular function: ATP binding; nucleic acid binding.